AUGCUUACUGCACUUGACUUAUCUAUACAUACUACAUUUAUCAUGUAUAUAUCCUUAUGGUAUACACUGUACAUAGUAUAUGUAUAUAGUAUAGUACUAUAUACAGUGUAUACCGUAAGGAAUUCCACAAGAUGUGUCAGAAAUAUUCUUCAUAACAGAUAUCAAUGAUGUAAUAAAUUUAAACAAUAAUAAUAAAAAAUAAUAAAAUAAUAAAUAAAGAUUAACAUACCUAAUGAUGCGUAUCAUAAUUGUUUUAGAUGUAUAUCAAAGUCUAUUCAUGCACUUUGUAUUUAUUGAUGCAUGUUAAAUCGAAUUCAUAAUUUCGCGCGUAAUAUUUUCUUGCGUUUUUGUUUAUUAAUCUUUCCCGCCUUUUUAUUUAUUAUUAAAUUAAAUUUUUGUAAAAUUAACACUUUUUCAUAGGGAACGAAUAACAUGUGUGUUUUGUGCUUUUAACGAAAAUUUCUUCCGGUUUUUUCUGAUAUAUUUGAGGCCUUCUUGAAUUUGAAAGAUUCGUUGGAGGUAACGUAAUAUAAUCUAAUAGUAGAUUACACGUGCUUGCACGUAGUGCAUGGAUAUCAGUCAUUGGUUUUAUCAUAAUAUUAUAAAUUUUCUUUGUAUUGAUAUUCUCUUUGAAUUAUGAAUGGACUAAUAACGAAUCAGCCUCAGAACGAGAAAGAGCACGAGGAAUAUCAAUACUUGAAUUUAAUCAAAAAGGUGAUCAAAGAAGGAACAAGGAAAGAUGAUCGUACAGGCGUAGGCACACUAUCGGUUUUUGGGACGCAGAUGCGGUUUACUUUACGAGAUAACGUGUUUCCAUUACUAACUACAAAACGAGUAUUUUGGAAGGGUGUGCUGGAGGAAUUGCUGUGGUUUAUCAAAGGUUCAACAAACGCCAAAGAAUUGAGUGAAAAAAAUGUUCACAUAUGGGAUGCGAACAGCUCGCGUAACUUCCUGGACUGCUCAGGUUUCACAGACAGAGAGGAAGGAGAUUUGGGACCUAUCUAUGGUUUUCAAUGGAGACAUUUUGGUGCAGAAUACAAAGAUAUGCAUACAGAUUAUAGUGGACAAGGCAUAGAUCAAUUAAAACAGGUAAUAGAUAAGAUACAGCAUUCCCCGAAUGACAGAAGGAUUAUAAUGACAGCAUGGAAUCCAGUUGACAUACCAAAAAUGGCUCUGCCUCCCUGCCAUUGUUUCGUUCAAUUCUAUGUAAGCAAUGGAGAGUUGUUCUGUCAACUUUAUCAAAGAAGCGCAGACAUAGGUCUUGGCAUACCGUUUAAUAUCGCAUCCUAUUCUUUGCUAACUUACAUGCUGGCACAUAUUACAAAUUUGAAGCCAGGUGAAUUUGUACAUACAAUGGGCGACUGUCACGUGUACCUCAAUCACAUAUCCGCGCUCGAGGAGCAAAUAAAACGUGUGCCAAAAUCAUUCCCAUGUUUAAGAAUCGUCAGGAAUGUUGAAAAUAUAAAUGAUUUCACAGCAGAUGAUUUUGAACUGAUCGGAUAUGCCCCACAUACAAAAAUCUCUAUGCCAAUGGCCUUAUCUCUGCCGGACCUAGUGAUGGUACUGGUACUCUUGUACAUGCUCCCAUUUGUAUCCCUCCUAUAUACUGUAAACAGAUUCCAUCAGGCCAUGCUUCUGUACCACUGUUUUGUACAUGCCAUGAUUUUCGAAACUUAGUGAGGGGUGGUAUUGAUUCUCCUUCACCGAUGUUACUUAAUGUUCUAAUGGAGCAGUCGCUUGAUUGCACGACGAUUUACUUAACAAAUAGCCCUACGCCGUACAUAACUCGAAAGAAUAAAAGCGUGAUAUGACUGCGAGCUGUCAGUGGUGUAAAUAAGCAAAGAUGGAUAGGACAGUACGACACGUAAACAUGGCGACGGUAGGGUUAGGUCGGGUCGACUGAAUCUGAUCAACGUAAAACAGGUAUAAGUGGAGGGAUGUCUUACCAAUUAUUCAUAUCUAAGAAGAA
This is a messenger RNA of Heterotrigona itama, 1969 nucleotides long. The record is from the annotation of a GenBank genome assembly. Lineage: Eukaryota; Metazoa; Arthropoda; Insecta; Hymenoptera; Apidae.